GAAGAGCAAGAGCACCCCGGCGGCGCGGGCCAGCAAGAAGAUCAGCCUGCCGGAGCCCAGGUCCUGAUUCUGCAAUCGGAUCUGCACAGGUGGACUACUAUGGGGCAUUGAGUGGGUGCGAGAGUCUGCAAAUGCUGAUUGGUUUGUAGGAUUGGGGCAUAAAUUGGAAGGAAGAGUAUCCGCAGUGUGAUGCAGAAGUAUCUUGAGGAGAGAGGUGAAUUAACCUUUGACAAGAUUUUCAAUCAGAAGAUUGGAUUUUUGCUUUUUAAAGAUUAUUGUAUGAAUGAAAUUGAUGAAGCUGUCCCUCAGCUGAAAUUUUAUGAAGAGAUAAAAGAAUAUGAAAAACUGGAUUCUGAGGAGGAACGUCUUAGCAGAAGUCGGCAGAUUUAUGACACAUACAUAAUGAAAGAGCUGCUGUCUUGCUCACAUCCAUUCUCAAAGAAAGCUGUAGAUCAUGUACAAACUCACCUUGCCAAGAAACAAGUGCCACCAAAUCUUUUUCAGCCAUACAUAGAAGAAAUUUGUGAUAGUCUCCGAGGAAAAAUAUUUCAGAAAUUUUUGGAAAGUGACAAGUUUACUAGAUUUUGUCAAUGGAAAAAUGUAGAACUAAAUAUUCAUCUGACCAUGAAUGACUUUAGUGUACACCGAAUAAUUGGGCGAGGGGGAUUUGGUGAAGUAUAUGGUUGCAGAAAAGCGGACACUGGAAAAAUGUAUGCAAUGAAAUGUUUAGAUAAGAAGAGGAUCAAGAUGAAGCAAGGAGAAACAUUAGCCUUAAAUGAAAGAAUUAUGCUGUCGCUAGUCAGUACUGGAGACUGCCCUUUUAUAGUGUGUAUGACCUAUGCCUUCCACACCCCUGACAAACUCUGCUUCAUCCUGGACCUGAUGAAUGGAGGAGAUUUGCACUAUCACCUCUCACAGCACGGGGUGUUUUCUGAGAAGGAGAUGAGGUUUUAUGCUACUGAAAUCAUCCUAGGCUUAGAACACAUGCACAAUCGAUUUGUUGUAUACAGAGACUUGAAGCCUGCAAACAUCCUGUUGGAUGAGCACGGACACGUAAGGAUAUCAGACCUUGGUCUUGCUUGUGAUUUUUCCAAAAAGAAACCACAUGCUAGUGUUGGUACCCACGGAUACAUGGCUCCUGAGGUGCUCCAGAAAGGAACAGCAUAUGAUAGCAGCGCAGACUGGUUCUCUUUAGGCUGUAUGCUUUUCAAACUUCUGAGAGGUCACAGUCCUUUCAGACAGCACAAAACCAAAGAUAAGCAUGAGAUCGACCGGAUGACGCUCACCGUGAAUGUGGAGUUACCAGAUUCAUUUUCCCCUGAACUAAAGUCCCUUUUGGAAGGGCUUCUGCAACGUGAUGUUAGCAGGAGGCUUGGCUGUCAGGGUAGCAGCACGCAAGAAAUAAAAGAGCAUCAUUUUUUCCAAGGGAUUGACUGGCAGCAAGUCUACUUACAAAAGUAUCCUCCUCCACUGAUUCCUCCCCGGGGAGAAGUAAAUGCAGCAGAUGCUUUUGAUAUUGGCUCCUUUGAUGAAGAGGACACUAAAGGCAUUAAGCUGGUUGAUAGUGACCAAGAAUUGUAUAAGAACUUCCCUCUGGUAAUAUCAGAGCGUUGGCAGCAAGAAGUAGCAGAAACUGUUUAUGAUGCAGUAAAUGCGGACACGGAUAAAAUGGAGGCCAGGAAGAGGGCUAAAAAUAAACAACUUGGCCAUGAGGAAGAUUAUGCACUAGGGAAGGACUGCAUUAUGCAUGGGUACAUGUUGAAAUUGGGGAACCCAUUCUUGACUCAGUGGCAACGUCGUUACUUUUACCUCUUUCCAAAUCGACUUGAAUGGCGAGGAGAAGGAGAAUCACGGCAAAAUCUACUGACAAUGGAACAGAUAGUCUCAGUGGAAGAAACUCAGAUUAAAGAUAAGAAAUGCAUCUUGCUGAGAAUUAAAGGAGGAAAACAAUUUGUCCUGCAGUGUGAGAGUGACCCAGAGUUUGUUCAGUGGAAAAAAGAGCUGACAGAAACCUUUACUGAGGCACAGAGGCUGCUGCGUCGGGCUCCAAAGUUUCUCAAUAAAUCUCGCUCAACAGUUGUAGAGCUUUCAAAGCCACCACUCAGCCAUAGGAAUAGCAAUGGGCUGUAGAAGAGAUGAGAGAACAAAAGUCACUUAGGGAAAGAUACUCCGUCACCUUGUAUGAGGGCCACAGCAUCAUUAGUUACUUGUACAAUCCUUGAACCAGGAAGUACUUAGAAGACGACGCCUUGGAGGUUUACAGCAUGGGAUGAUGACAGGACUCUACAUCUGGAGGUUGUGAAGACUAAAGCUAUGACAAGGUGAAUUCUCACUAAUAGCAGUAGUGAAAGUUGCCAAAUGUAGAGGCUGCUUAUUGUUCCCAUGCAUCGUCACACCUUGGUGGUGUUCGAAUGGUCUGUUAUCCUAGAACUAUCGAAGGAAGGAAGAUAAUCUUUUAUUUGCAAUACCCUUGUUUUGGUAUGUACCAAACCUGGAAACUGAAAUGAUUACUACCCUUUAUCAUUUACAUGUCGAUGUCUGUUAUUGACGUAUCCCAGACUUUGGAAGGAACCGCAAAUUUGUCAUGCGGGAUAACAGGUAAUCCUAUGUGUUGCCUUGUUCUUUCCAGCCAUCAUUAUUGACUUUAAUAUAUCCUUGCUCCAUACUGCUGGUGAUCAACAGUGUGACUCUUAUGCACUUCAAAGUACUGAGUUCUAACUGUCCUGUGGUUUGAAUGUUGUUGAUACUUCAUGGAAACAUUGAACUCAGAUUAUUCACUUGGUUUGUUGUACUCACUAAUAGUAGCUACCACCAUUUUGUUUCUUUUACUUACAUACAAAACUAUAACUGACACAACAGAGUAAUAAUUGGUGAAGAGGAAUAUAUGGUAGCUUCAUUUAGUGGUCGGUUGUAUAAGUUGAUUAUUUUAGCACAGUUUUUAAACAGCAGAUUCCUUUGACAAGUUUACAGUGAAUACAAAGACAGUUCUUUUCCAUGUCAGCUCAACUGCACUUUUUAAAAAUUAAAGAAUUCUGUAAAUCCAGUGCAUACUAGUGCACAUACUGGAUUAAAAUGUAUGGAUAACUUGGUAUGUAUUCUUCUGGAUCGCUCUUAAGUUGUUGGACUCAUAGACCCUUCUCUCUCUCUCUCUCUCGUAAAGUAAUGUGUUCUCAUAGCGUAGUUAUCCCAGCCAAGCACUUAAUAUUCACAUGCACAUCAGAUGGCAGGAAUUUCAAGCAGAAGUCCAAAUUUCCUUUGAUAGAGAAUUCAGACAUUCACACUGAAAACAGUCUGAGAAUAAUGAGGAUGAAAAUGCAAAAGAUAAGACGAUUAUAUGCCAAAUGUAUGUAAAUUCUCCUUAUGCCAUCAUUCAUAUGUCACAUGUAAGGUGAUAUUUCAGGGAAGUAAAAAUAUAGUAGAUAAUCUUUGGACAACUUUGAACAUUUCAGAACAAUUUCUACCCUGUUAUGCAUACUGUGAGUCUCAUUGAAUCUAAUGGGUUUGCAAGAGGUGCAAGUCAGAGGAGAAUUUGAGCCUUCAUCUAAUUCUGUAUUACGUUGUUUAUUGUGGGUCACAUUCUGCUGAGUUACAUGGGUAUAACUCUCAUAAAAGUCAACAAAGUCAAUGGGACUUGCACCUGUGUAAAUGGGAGCAGAAUUUGCACCAGCUAUCUGUUUUGCCCAUCCCUUCUGACCAGUUCAUUUCUAGCUUGUCUGGCUAACAGUCAACUGCAGAGCUUCAGAACAGUUUCGUGGACAGCAAAGUAUAAAGUGCCAAAAAACUCAAAAAUCCUUUUUUUUUUUAAAUUCCUCUAUUUAUCCUCCACAUUCUUGUGAAAUUGGAUGUAUGAGCUACUAAAACUGAGAUGGCUUAAUAAAUCUGACAACAAUGCCAACCAUUUUUCUUACACCUUGUUAUAGUGUGAAUUUUAAAAAAUAUUUUAUGCUUGGCAAGUGGUAAUUUUAAAAGGAUAUUUUCACAUUCAUUUUCUUGGAGUACAUUUUAAAAUGAGCAUGGAGUUCCAUUUUCAUCUACUGAAAAGUAAUGUUUGAAGGCCAAGUAUAUUUCUAUGAGCAGUAACUAUGGUAUUUUCCUAAACUCAUGCCACUGUGGAGUGGCAGAUUUUUAAUGUAAUCUACUGUACACUGGAUAUUUUUUAAUUGUUUUCCUAGACUACCACACACACACGCCUAUUCUGAUUUGUGUUUUGAAUAAAAAGAAAGCUCAAUCUAUUAUAAAACCACAUUAAAAAAACUCUCAUAUCAUCUCUUACUCCUUUCAUGUUUUAUUAGUUCAAGGUCAAUUUGAUCAGUUCCAUUUGUUCUCUUUUAAUUAUUUCCAGUAGCUGAAGUUUUCUGUCAUCAUAUCCUUUGGGAACAUUUGUGGGUCUAUGGUUGAUUCUGAUAGUUUCAUCAUACUAAAUUCUAAAAUGCUAUUUUCUGUAGAUAAAAGGAAGAUAUAUUUGCAGCUCAAAAUGUGUGCCUCUAAAACAUUCAUUUUUUUGAGUCAAAGCUAUGUAAUAACUUGUGGAAGAUAUGUUUAUUUUUAAAAUUAAAUUACGAAACAGAGUUGGUUUGACACUUGAAUAUACUGUAAGCUUUGUGCAUUAUCACCUCAUUUUUGUAAGUUAUCUGGAUUUUGAUUUUUAAAAUGGCAGCUAAAAUCAUCUGUCAUUUAAUAUUCACUGCAUUCCCUUUGAUGAUUGCUUAUAGGAGUCAAAUAUUAAUCUGCAUAUAUCAUUAUUUAUUUUCCUUCAGUUUUAUUUUUGCCCAGAAUAUUAACAUGAAUUGUUGAAGCUUUGUAGAAGUUGUGUUUUGCACCAUUCCACUGUCUUAGUCAGUAACUUCACAUUUCUGAAAGAACAGUUACCUUAACAAAACCCCUACACUUGUAUUCGUGGUAAAGUAUUUUAUCACUAAUAAAUGAAGGUUUUGCUUGGAAAACUCAGAAUCAGAUUUUAUACUGUAGAGAGAGAUUUAAAAUUUAAGAAUUCCAAAGUCAGAGAUUUGUUGUUCCUAACCAAUUGUUGCUAUUUUAGAUAUCAAAUUCUAUAAUGUCUUUAUGGGACAAACAAAACUGUUUUUUCAUGAGGAUCUUUAAAGAAUAUAAAUAUGUUGUAAAACUUGUUAAAAAUGGAAAAUGUGAGAUAAGACUUGGUUUUGUCUUUUAGACAUCUGAACCCCCUUUGUACACUCAGUGUGCUUAUAAAAUGUUCAGGGAACUAAAUUUUGAUUUUAAAAAUGCUGCUUGCGUCAACAAAACUAACUGAAACGUUAAAUGCAGCUUUUCAGUAUGUUGCUAUCUGCAAGGCUGUAAAUGUUUGUUCAGCUCUAGUGCAGACUUUUAUUUUAUGCAUUUGUGGGUAACUUUUUUCCCUUUCAUUUUAGAGCGAAAUAUAUUCCAGAUAAUGUCAGAUUCACCCUCCUACACCUUGGGUGUUGCUGGGGAUAUUUCUCAGUCAUUCUAUAUAUUAGUUCUUCUGACAUAUGAGCUGAUGAAUUUCUGAAGGCCCUAACCCUACAGAGACUUGUUUAUGUGCAUCAGUGUGAUCAAGCCCAUGAGUAUUGUGAUUGAGACUGUUCACAUGAUUAACGUUAAGCAUGCAUGUAAGCUUUUAAAGGCUUCGGGCCUAACAGGCUUCAGAAUUGUCCUUGAAAGACAUGGGGCUCACUGUGCAUUCUUUGCUUACUACAGUUCCCCUAGUGACGAAAGACCAUGGCAGUUUGAGUGUGCAGGGAAUAAGUUAGACCCGGGGUGGCUCUAGGCAUUUUGCCGCCCCAAGCACGGCAGGCAGGCUGCCUUCGGUGGCUUGCCUGCAAGAGGUCCCCGGUCCCGCGAAUUCGGCGGCAGCCUGCUGGAGGUCUGCCGAAGCCGCAGGACCAGCAGACCCUCCGCAGGCAAGCUGCCAAAGGCAACCUGCCUGCCACCCUUGCGGCGACCGGCAGAGCGCCCCCUGUGGCUUGCCACCUCAAGCACACGCUUGGCAUGCUGGUGCCUGGAGCCACCCCUGCUUAGACCUUCCAAUUUACUGUUGUGAAUUAGGGCCCCGAUUUGGGACAACACUUUAGCAGAUGUGUAAGUCACAUUGACUUUUGUGCUUUAACCGCUCUCCCGAAUUGGGAUGCUUUCCUGAAUCAGGACCUAAGUCUGGGAUAAGCAAAACAUCAUUCAUUUAUACUGAAAAACGCAAAUAUAACUGUGGAACUCUUCAGAAAUGGUUAUUUUCCAUUAGUUGGGAGAUGCUGUGCAGCAUUUCAGUGAACAUCUUGUAAAAUGGCCCAAGGCCUCAUGGUGUUUAAGCUAGACAUUAGGGGCAAUUUAUUGUUCAAAUCUAUUAUGUACUUCAGUACAAGCUUGCAAAACUGUAGAGGAAGAUCUAUAGUGCUGUUAAUUUCUUUACCCAGGUCUAGGUCAUCCUUGUAGUUUUAAGUAUCAUUGUUUAAAUGCUUCUUCAGCAAAGUUAUGCUUUAGCUUCAUUUCAUUAUCAUGCUAGUCCAGCUAGAUUUAAGGCUGAAAUCUAAUAUUUUUAAUAAUGCUUUUUGGAGAUGAGCUUAUUUAUCAUCAUCAAUACAUGAGUGUACUGAAUGUUCAUUUGGGGCUUAAUCCAAUUCCUACUGAAGUCAGUUCUUAGAAUGGAGAGGUAAAUAGUGGUGUCCCCCAGGAGUCUGUACUGGGACCAGUGCUGGCCAAUAUAUUCCUAAAUGAUCUAAAAGAGGGUAAACCAUCAGGUAGCAAAAUUUGACACAAGAAAAAAUUACUCAAGAUAGUUAAGUCCAAAGCAGACUGCAAAGAGUUACAAAGGGAUCUCACAAAAGUGGGUGACUGGGCAACAAAAUGGCAGAUGAAAUUCAAUAUUGAUUAAAUAGGAAGUAAUGCACAUUGGAAAACAUAAUCCCAACUAUAUAUAUAAAAUGAUGGUAAAUGAGCUGUUAUCAAUCAAGAAAGAGAUCUUGCAUCUUGGAAUCAUUGUGGAUAGUUCUCUGAAAACAUCCACUUAAUGUGCAGCAGCAGUCAAAAAAGCAAACAGAAUGUGGGGAACCAUUAAGAAAGGGAUAGAUAACAAGACAGAAAAUAUCAUAUUGCCUCUCUAUAAAUCCAUGGUACACCCACAUCUUGAAUACUGAAUGCAGGUCUGGUCGCCCCAUCUGAAAAAAGAUACAUUGGAAUUGGAAAAGGUAUAGAAAAGGGUAACAAAAAUGAUGAAGAGUAUGGAACAGCUUCCAUAUCUGGAGAGAUUAAUAAGACUAGGAUUUUUCAGCUUGGAAAAGAGACGACUAAGAAAGGACAUGAUAGAGGUCUAUAAAAUCAUGACUUGUGUGUAGAAAGUAAAUAAGGACGUGUUAUUUACUCCUCAUAACACAAGGACUAGGGGUCACCAUAUGAAAUUAAUAGGCAGCUGCUUUAAAAUGAACAAAAGGAAGUAUUUCUUCACAAAACACAGUGUCAACCCGUGGAACUCCUUGCCAGACGAUGUUGUGAAGGCCAAGACUAUAACAAGAUUAAAAAAAGAACUAGAUAAGUUCAUGGAGGAUAGGUCCAUCAAUGGCUAUUAGCCAGGAUGGGCAGGGAUGGUGUCCCUAGCCUCUGUUUGCCAGAAGCUGGAAAUGUGCGACAGGGGAUGGAUCACUUGAUGAUUCCCUGUUCUGUUCAUUCCCUCAUUGGCCACUGUCGAAAGACAGGAUACUGGGCUAGAACGACAUUUGGUCUGAUCCAGAAUGGCUGUUCUUAUAGUAGGUUUUAAAAACAAUGGCACUGAGCAUGUUGUGUGAGUUUAGCACAUAUGUGGACCGUGCUGUUCCUGUAUGCAGGCCCAGCCUCCAGAAUUCGACGUGUAGAGUGUUAGUUACUUAGCUCAGUUACAUUCAAGCUUCCUGUAAUUUCAAUGAAGUGACAGAGCUCUCCCCCCUGUUCCCUGAAGAAAAAAAUAAAAUAAUAUGGCAGUAAUAUUGCCACUGUUCUUAUCAAUAUACAUUUAUUCACAGUCUUGUACAUUGACUGCAGGACACAUAGUGCAUUUGGUGCUAAAAACAGAGAAAUCAGUUCAUUUAGUCCCUGAUCCUACAAACUUUUAAGCACAUAAACACUCCUACCGAAGUUACUUGGACUGGAUUCAGCGGCACCAUUAAGAUCAAUGGGAGUUUUGCCAUUGACUUAAAGGAAUGUAGGAUCAAGCCCUAUGUGCAUAAAGUUACUCGUAUACUUUACUUUUUUAGGGUUGAGGCCUUAAAUAUUAGUAAACUCUUCAAGAAAGAUGAAGUACCUGGAGCUCUGUGUUUGUUGUGAUUUUCUUUGGCUGUUGUACAGACAGCUAAAAACGACAUUCCUACUUAAUAUCAUUUACUUUUACGGUGUGUAGAUGUGCACAAAUCACUUUCUUUACUUUUCCCACACAGCAAAUAUUGCUGAUGCAGUUACCUUAAUUCUAAAAUUCCCAUCCAAAUACUUAUGGGGACAGGUUAUUUUGAACUGUGCUGUAGAGAGUAAAGAAUUCUAGUUGUGUUAUUUUAAUAAAUGAGUCAAUAAUUCUACAAACUUAAAAAACCCUGAAAAUAUUAUUUUUAAAAAGUAUUGUAUUUCUUAAUUUGUAAUAUUGUACAAAAUGGAAAAUAUCUAAAAUAUAUAGAGAAGAUAUAUAUACAAAUGUCUGCACAAAUUGCAAAUGAUUUAAUUUUGUGUUUCCUGUUGAUUUGUAUUCCAUGAUGUACAUAUUAUGUGGAUUGUCAUUUAUUGAACAUUGGCUGUUUUAAUACUAUUGUUAAAUUGUAUUUUUAUUUUAUUAUAAACUAAUCAUCACAGACUCAGCUUUAUUUUGUUAAUGUAAAGGUUGCUAUGCUGUGUAGGUAUAAAACCAAGAAUUCUAUUUUAACAAGAAAAAUUUUAUAUUAUUUAUUGAAUCCAUAUGUUUCUUCAACUUGUGACAUUCCAUAAAAUUCCUGCUCCCUAUUGUAUAGCUUGUUAUUUAAAGAGAUGGCAGUUCCUUUCAGAAAGAAUUGAACAGCUUUAUUCUGUUUUUCAUAAAUAAAGUCAAAUUAAUUUCAGUAACAAUCUGUCCAGUUUACCAUUUUAUUGUAAAAAUAAUAACACACCCUUUAUUGCAGUUUCCUAGAUCAUUUCUUCAAUGCAAUGGCUGAGUGAAUGAAGCAUCAUAUAAACAUUCUUGCCAAUAAAACCCAUCAGCUCAAUUUGCUGGUAUUCACAGCUUUUAUUCCUGAACAUUCCAGUGAACGAGGUUUUAUUCUCAAGAAUGUUCAUGGAAGGGAAGCUGUUACAAAUGCUAGCACAAAUAAUCACAAGAGGAUUUACAGUGGCAGUGCUGUCUCAGCCAUUUUAGUCAUGGAAAACAUUAUGAUGAGUUACAAAUGUUCGCAGUUUGUUUGUGAACAGAAAAAGGGACUUAUCCUGUUCAUAAAGCUUACAUCAUCCAAUCAGGAAACAGAAAUAGUACCAUGGAACAUAGGUGACCAGCUAGCAAAUGCUCAUAAGUUGAAGUGGUACUGCUUAACUUCCACUGAUACCUUGAAAAUGGCAUUUAAAUUGUAUUUAAGUGGCACCUGGUUCUUGGUAGCCCCUCCUGCACCGGGAGUGCAUUUCACCUAUAGUGAAAAGUUUGCAAUUAAACUACUGGCUGACUUGACUUCUGUCUUCACAAACUAUUGUGACUAUCAGACAAUUCUGUAAAAUUAUGAUCGAAUAGUGGAUAAUUUACUAACAGACAAUAGGGCUAAAUUUGUUAAAUAACUCAUUUGCUAAAACUCACCCAUCUCUAAGCAUGCCAUCUACGCUUUGAGGAAUACAUUGCCACAUAAAAGAAUAUGUUUUUAAUCUCCAUAUGUUGAGAAGCUUCAAGUACGCAUUCUUUAGUAUUUCAUUAAAUAACAUCUUGCUUAUGGAGAGCUCACCAUCAAAUGUUCCUUUUCCCCACCAUUGGACCUAAGCCUCUUCUUCUCAUUAACAAACUAGCACCAGUGCUUUAUUCAGAGCUGGAGACAGCACUGUGUAAAGGUACUGACUUUUCUUUGGUUUGAUUGUUUUUGUUUUGUUUUCCAUUCUCCCAGUCUUAAAUUGUUUGACCACAUUUAAUUGCUAUUGCUAUCAAGCAAACCAGAAUUUUGAGCAGUCCUGCCUCAUGAGCAUCCAGAGAGAGAGAUUAGGCCACGGCGAAGUAUGCACUGCUGCCAUUAUAAAGCUGCUCUCUGAAGCCCUCUUUAAAGAACACUUCUUUAUACUAAUGAGAGGUUUGAGUUUGGAGUCCUGCACUAGAGGGUAGAUUGUACCUUGGCAUCAGGAUUUUCCUGACAUGCUUUGUAUUUCCAUUCUAGUUUAUUAGGCAGCAGAAUGGGGAGUUGCAUAAAGGGGUUUUGGUAAGAGGCUGUAGCUGAGUACAGUGGAAGGAUAAAGUUUUCCCUGUUGAAACAUGGACUUGUUUCUUUCUUAGAUGAAAGAGGUGACUGAGCAGGUGAGGGGAGUUAGUGCAAAUAAAAGCAGCCUGAAAAACAGAAUAAAGUUAGAACUUCCUGAGAGAGGCAUUUUCUUACUCAUUUUAUUUUUGUGACUUAAUUCAGAAGCAGCAGUAGAGGAGCAGAUUUAUGUUAAUAUCAAUGAGUGAUUAAAAAAAUGGAAAGAGAACCUUUUUUCAAUGUGUGAUUUAAUGGUAAGAAAAGCCAGUAUCUGUAAAUAACUUUAGAUAUUGUAUCUGAGAAACAUUUGUUUUACAUGUUUUGCUCUUUUCAUAUUUAUUGUGCAGAAGGAGGUUUUAUACCUCAUCGAUAUACUACUAGUGCACGUUUGAAGUAGUAUCUUCCACAGAGACUGUGUGUUCACAGUUUACAGUCCUCGGCAGUUUAUGUGGUGUGCCACACUUAGUUAAUUCUACCAUUAUUAUUUUUUUAACAAUUGGAACAGCUGAGCUGCUUUUGUGUGUUGGUCAACUGCUCUCAUGCAAAGAGAAUUCCAAUAAAAAAAAAUCACAUAA
Molecule: messenger RNA, 10972 nt
Organism: Gopherus flavomarginatus (Mexican gopher tortoise)
Lineage: Eukaryota; Metazoa; Chordata; Testudines; Testudinidae
Gene: GRK3
Product: G protein-coupled receptor kinase 3
Exons: 22
Coding region: 190-2130 (646 amino acids)
Biological process (GO): protein phosphorylation; regulation of signal transduction; G protein-coupled receptor signaling pathway
Molecular function (GO): G protein-coupled receptor binding; G protein-coupled receptor kinase activity; ATP binding
Source: RefSeq, a predicted model, not a curated record